CUUUCUCACGGGUGUGUGCAGUGUGGAUGGACGCUCAGUGUGUGCAGGGGAAGCUCUGCAGAGUAACAGGUUGGAGAGACUCCUUGGAGGACCUGGGGUUUGAUGAGCUUGAUCAACCUGGUGGUGACAGAGGAAUGAAAUGCUUCUUGGGCUUUAGCUGUGAGGGAGGAAUCUAAAGAAGACUGCUUGUUGUUUCUCUUCUUGUCUAAUUUGAGGAUGUUUUCUUGUCAAAGAAGUUGUCUCAGCGCUGCACUCAGGCCGGCCAGUCGUUGAUGGAGUUCUUGCAGGGGAGCGGUGACUACUGCCACGCCCAACAUCUCAGCGCUUGAGCCCAGGCCCCCCGGGGGGAGGAUGGCCCUGUUGCCCUGCUGCACCUCCCACCCCUGAAUGCCCACAGCCAGGUCGCCCUCUCAACCCAGACCCAGCCACCCCCACUCUGACUGUAGACUGACCGACGGACGGCAGGCCCACUAACUCACCAGAUGGGGUAGUGAGUGUCGGUGGCCAAGGGCAGCGUAAGCUAACGGACAGCUACCUCUUCACCCUGUCCAACCCCCACUCUAUUCCCAGCACACCAAGACACCCUGGACAGGAGAGACUUGAGAGGACCUUGUAAAUUCCUCCUGAGGUGGGGUGUUGUUGCUGGGGUUUGUUCCUCCACCUCAGAGAGACUAGCAGGGGUUACCUGCCUUCUUGGCUUCCUGCCUGGCUUCCUGCCUGCUGUGUCAGGACAGUGUAGUGUAGCUGGUGGGCUGGGUGCUCCUCUGUCAGGGUGGGUGCGGGCCCCUGGGUCUGGGUCGACGUCGUGGCGUCUUCUCCUGAGAGUGGGAUCCUCAGUGUGUCCAGAAUGAACCGUCCGGCUCCCCCCGUCGAGGUCUCCUACAAGAACAUGAGGUUCCUCAUCACACACAACCCCACCAACGCCACCCUCGACACCUUCAUCGAGGACCUGAAGCAGUAUGGUGCAACAACAGUGGUGCGGGUGUGUGAGGUCACCUACGACAAGACACGUCUGGAGAAGGAUGGCAUCACAGUCAUGGACUGGGCCUUUGAUGACGGUGCCCCUCCGCCCACUAAGAUCGUAGAUGAUUGGCUGAACCUGCUGAAGACUAAGUUCCGUGAGGACCCUGGCUGCUGCGUGGCGGUGCACUGUGUUGCCGGGCUGGGACGGGCUCCUGUGCUGGUGGCUCUGGCUCUGAUCGAGGGCGGGAUGAAGUAUGAGGAGGCAGUUCAGUUCAUCAGGCAGAAGCGCAGGGGAGCGAUCAACAGCAAGCAGCUGACCUACCUGGAGAAAUAUCGCUCCAGACAGCGACUACGCUUCAAAGACCCUCACAAACACAAGAACAAGUGCUGUGUGAUGUGAUGAUGUAGUGUGACCCCGCAGCCCGCCUGUUCUGACCCAUAUAGAACGACUACAUGAACUUUAAUGUUGGACCGACCUCCACCCUGCUAAGAUGCAUUUAGGACUUGACCUGUUGUCUGUCUCCAUGGGGACAGUUGCCACUGUUCUGUUGGGAUUCUUCUGCUUCUCACUCUCAGGGCUGUUAGAGACCAUCUCCUCUCUGAUGUCUUUGAAAGAACACGUUCGUCCCCAACUGCCGGCCAAUUGAACUCAUAGAGAGGAAAAACAAACAAGCCCUAUUUCCAUCAAGUACACACACACACACACACACACACACACUGACAAACUAUUUUGCACUGAUUGUGACAUACUGUGACAUACACACACAUCGCCAUUGACCACCAGACCAACCCCUCAACCAGCAGCAACACUGUCAGCUUGGUCCCAGGCCUGAUCGUUCCUCUUUCCUCCCUGCUGCUAGGUAGCACUGACCCAACCCAAUGAAACACACCGACCCACCACUAGCUGUCACAACAGGUCUGCAUCACCAUACACCAUGUUAACUGAAAGCCCCUGCUAGCCAUGAUGACAUGAAUGAAAUAAUCAUGAACAAUAACAGAUUUUAUCCUGUCUGUGUGUUUUUAUCUCAAUGUUUCAAGGAAAUCCAGUUUAAGGUCUUUGUUCAAUUGAAAUGCCAUCCACAGAGCUCAGCCAUCUUGCUCCUUGCUCCGUUUUCAUAAUGCAUGUCAGUUAACACUUGUUAGAAUCAUGUCCUUGUCUCCUUCUUUUUUUGAGGCUAUGGGGAUGCGGGAUGGGACUUAAAAUAGGACGAGGUUUUGUGCCGAGUCGCCGUUUUUUUAAAUAGCAAUAUUUUUUACAUUGUGAUAUGAAACACUCUGGGAUUAGGAUUCUUCACCACUGGCUGCUUCUGUUGUACAACAUGAAGGAUCUCAGUGUAUCAUGUAGGAGUCAGCUGAGCCUGGGUGGGCUUGGUAGGCAACACCGCCUGUGUCCCAGAUGGCACCCUAUUCCCUAUAUAGUGCACUACUUUUGACCAGAGGUCUAUGGGCUACAAUGCCUUGAAAUAUACACAAAAACAUGGACUCGCACUGAUCCUAUGGGCUCCGGUCAAAAGUUGAGCACUAUAUAAGGAGUAGGGUGCCAUCUGGGACGCGUACUAUGCUUUGGGAACGUAAACAUGGCGGUGCCCCGUAGUCGUCUCUGGGAUGAAAAACAGCCAACUGAACCGUCUGCUCAGAAAUAACGUCCUGGCUCUGUAUCUGUCAGUGUGGAUAUAAAUGUCUCUCAUCUUGCCUCUGAAAUAGCACCCUAUUCCCCUUUUAUAGUGCACUACUAUAUAGCACACUUUUGACUAUAGUCCUAUGGGCUCUGGUCAAAAGUAGUGCACUAAAUAGGGAAUAGGGUGCAAGACGCAGUCUCAGUUAAGGACAGGUACUGAAGGAAUGACUGGUAUCCUUGGAAGAAAGCUGUCACAUUUAUCUGCUGCCUUGGAAGUAACCCACUUCAGAUUGUUCACAGUUAAUGAAGUACAAGAAAUAAAGUAAUUGUUUAAAGUAA
Molecule: messenger RNA, 2920 nt
Organism: Oncorhynchus mykiss (rainbow trout)
Lineage: Eukaryota; Metazoa; Chordata; Actinopteri; Salmoniformes; Salmonidae
Source: RefSeq, a predicted model, not a curated record